AUGUCAUCACAGUGCCUAGAAACUCGAACUGUAAUAUACCGUAGCAUUUUCUUGGUGUUUUUUAAAGUUUCCUUCCAUAACACCAGACUCCCUCUGCCUCUUGUUUCUUGGAGAGUUUGCCCUACUGAUGAGUCUGCCUUCCUUGUUGGACUCAGUCACUUGGGGAACAGUCUUAGAAGCACAUAUCAACCAAGGAAGAAACUUCCUGGAUAUCUCUUGCCCACUUGCCCAGGUAUAAUAAACACUAAAGGGGGAAAAAUUGAAAAGAGCUGCCACUGGUCAACACAGAAGGGCAGUUCCAGCUUAGGUUGGUGUCUUUCUUUUUCUUCCUUUUUUUUAAAAAAAAAAUCUAUUUCUUAA
This is a messenger RNA of Rangifer tarandus platyrhynchus (Svalbard reindeer), 360 nucleotides long. The record is from the annotation of a GenBank genome assembly. NCBI's taxonomy places the organism in Eukaryota, Metazoa, Chordata, Mammalia, Artiodactyla, Cervidae.